Molecule: messenger RNA, 2779 nt
Organism: Glycine soja
Lineage: Eukaryota; Viridiplantae; Streptophyta; Magnoliopsida; Fabales; Fabaceae
Product: cyclin-dependent kinase D-3-like
Exons: 8
Coding region: 1030-2268 (412 amino acids)
Biological process (GO): positive regulation of transcription by RNA polymerase II; protein phosphorylation
Cellular component (GO): transcription factor TFIIK complex; nucleus; cytoplasm
Molecular function (GO): cyclin-dependent protein serine/threonine kinase activity; RNA polymerase II CTD heptapeptide repeat kinase activity; ATP binding
Source: RefSeq, a predicted model, not a curated record
AAAGGUUCUUUCAACUAUUUAGAAAAAAAAAAAAAACUAAAUGAAUUUAUUGAAAGGCGUGAUCCCUUGGGACUUGGGAGGACCUCAAUUCUUGCUUUUCUAGCCUUGUUUCUUGCUGGCUAUCAUCUUUUCGUUUCUUUUAGGAUGAACUCAAUGCUUACUGGUUGUUACUUCUUAGCUAUCUUCUCAUAUUACUUUUGUUUUUGACCAUGGUUCUUUUUCUUAGCUAUCUUCACAUAAUUGAUAAUUUAUGCUUGUUGUACUUUAGUGCUGAAUCCUAGCUAGAAUCAAUUAUAAUGUCGGAUUUGCAUGUCUCUUUCAGCUGUCAUAUAGUUUGGAAGCUGCUGCCAUGCAAGCUGUUCCUGCUUCCUAACUGUAUUUCAUUCCUUAAUAAUUAAAAUCCUUAGUUCUACGGAAAAAGAUUAAGAAUACCCUUCAUAUCUUUGGAGAAAAUUUUAAACUAUCUAUUUAAUUUUUGAACGAAAGGUUAGCUAAAAGCAAGAUGAAGAUGGUAAAGAAUUAGGUGUUUUUGUUGGCCUUUUAUUCCUACUUCCAAACAUUUCCCAUGGAAAUCACUUUUUCUUUCAUAGUCAUAGUCUUAUGAGUAUCAACACUGUUCUAUCUUCCCAUCAAAUACUGAUCUGAACUCAGGGAACUAAAUUUCUUUCAUUCUUUAUCUUCAUAAGUAGGCAUCAUCAGUUGACUGAUGUAGUCUUAAGCGUAUCAUGAUCACACUAAUAUCCUUGGCAACUUGAUGCCUGCUGAAGAUCAUGCAUAUACUCUUCCCUGGUCCGUCAAUUAGUGUGUAUUUUAUUAACAGUUGGAAUGAGACAAACUGACGUUUAAGGUUUCACCCACAGCUGCUGUUUUCACUUCUUCAACCCUCAUUUCUGGUUAAAUCAGUGCACUCUACCCGUUUCCUGAUACAACCCUAAUUUGAUCCAAAUGACCCACUUGUAAAUUCUUUUUUUUUUAAAUAAAUAAAUUCAAUUCUAAUCACUUCACUCAAUCUCAAUAUCUUGAACGAGAAUGACAGACAUGGAUCAUUCCAAAAAAGUGGCCGAUAGAUAUCUAAAGCGUGAAGUCCUUGGUGAAGGUACUUAUGGAGUUGUGUACAAAGCCAUUGAUACCCACACAGGGCAGACCGUUGCAAUUAAGAAAAUUCGGCUUGGCAAACGGAAAGAAGGGGUAAAUUUUACAGCUCUUAGAGAAAUUAAGCUGCUAAAAGAGCUCAAAGAUCCAAACAUUGUUGAAUUGAUUGAUGCAUUCCCACAUAAAGGGAAUUUGCAUCUUGUGUUUGAAUUCAUGGAGACGGACCUUGAAGCUGUCAUACGAGACCGAAAUAUUUUUCUUUCACCAGGUGAUACAAAAUCCUACCUUCAAAUGACACUAAAAGGUCUUGCUUAUUGCCACAAGAAAUGGGUUUUGCAUAGGGACAUGAAGCCAAAUAAUUUAUUGAUAGGAUCUAAUGGACAGCUGAAACUUGCAGAUUUUGGUUUAGCACGGAUGUUUGGAAGCCCAGAUAGAAGGUUCACUCACCAGGUUUUCGCUCGGUGGUAUAGAGCUCCUGAGUUAUUAUUUGGUGCCAAGCAAUAUGGUCCUGGAGUUGAUGUUUGGGCUGCAGGUUGUAUAUUUGCUGAACUUCUUCUUCGUCGACCUUUUUUGCAGGGUACAAGUGACAUUGAUCAAUUAGGAAAGAUUUUUUCUGCAUUUGGCAUUCCAACAGCUCCUCAGUGGCCUGAUAUGGUAUACCUGCCUGAUUAUGUGGAAUACCAAUAUGUUCCUGCCCCCCCUCUGCAUUCCUUAUUUCCGAUGGCAACUGAUGAUGCUCUAGAUCUGUUGUCAAAGAUGUUUACAUAUGAUCCAAAAACUAGAAUUUCAGUGCAGCAGGCACUAGAGCAUAGGUACUUUUCUUCUGCUCCUCUGCCUUCAGAUCCAGACAAGCUCCCUAGACCUGCUCCCAAGAGGGAUUCUAGGGUUUCUGAUUUCAAUUCACAGGAGGGUCCUACUAUAUUAUCACCUCCAAGGAAAUCUAGGAGAGUGAUGCCAGGACGUGAUGGGUUUGAAGGAAAUUCUCUGCAAGCAGAUAAGGUUGAUGCCAGUUUUGGUGAUUUCAGACAGACAACUGAUGAUAAUACUGGCAAGAAUGAAUCAGCUCCAAUGUCUGUAGAUUUUUCUAUCUUUGGAUUAAAACCUCCAAAUAGACCUACAAUUAACAGUGCUGACAGAUCAUAUUUGAAAAGAAAAUUAGAUCUAGAAUUUCAAUAGCCAGAAUGAAUAUUCUGUGGCCGACACAUUCACACACAAACUUAUGGAGGGUAAAAUACAUUUGAAGAAAAGUGGUGAAUCCUCGAAGGCUUGUUAGUAUGUCAUUCUUUAUCCCUGUUUCUCCGUGUGAAGCUACAACAAAUAUGUAACUGAAGAAGUCACUGAAGAUUAGUUGUAGUUCAGAUACCUAAAAGUAACUUCUAUAGAAAGAAAAAAAAAGUUAUAUCACACAAUCACUCUGCUCCCCCUUGUACAUUUUUGUUCUUUACGUUUUCAGAGACCAGUAUACUUGAGUUCAUGGAAAACAUGGUGUGAGGGCAUUUUCUCGAGCAGUUGCUGUAUAUGGCGCUUGAAAAAAAAUAAACUUUGGGGGAACUUAAUUUGAAUACAAAUUUGUUAUUGAACACAAGAAAUUUUUAUAUGCAUGUGGAGUGUGUAUUGUAUGUACUUUAUUGGGUGCCUCAGAUAAGUGAAUUGGAUUUUAAUUGGUUGAAUGAUUUUUUUUUCUUUU